GCUCGCCGUGGCGAGAGUGGCCGGAAGCCGGCGCGGCUCCGGUGCCCGAGGGCCAAGUUCACGUGGCCUCCCUGGGAACCAGCACACCCGCCUGCAGUCCUCUCCCGGCCUUGCAGCCGCACCUGAGCCCCACGGCCAUGCGAGCCAGUGAGAAGGACUUGGAAAAGGCGGUGAGCCAGCUGAAGCUUCUGAAGGAGGACCCGGGGAACGCAGUGAAGCUGCGACUCUACGCCCUCUACAAGCAGGCCACUGAGGGACCUUGUACUAUGCCCAAACCAAGUGUGUUGGACUUUAUCAGUAAAGCUAAAUGGGAUGCAUGGAAUGCCCUUGGCAGCCUGCCCAAGGAAGCUGCCAGGCGAGACUAUGUGGAUCUGGUGUCCAGUUUGAGUUCCUCAUCAGAAUCCUCAAGCCCAGUGGAGCCUGGAGCCACCAGCAGAUCAUGGGGAUAUGAAACCCUGGUGGUGACUUCCGAGGGUGACAUCACGAAGAUCAUGUUCAACCGGCCCACCAAAAAAAAUGCUAUCAACACUCAGAUGUAUCAUGAACUUAUGCUGGCACUUAGAGCUGCAAGCCAGGAUGACUCCGUCAUAACUGUUGUGACAGGUAACGGUGACUACUACAGCAGCGGGAAUGAUCUGACGAAUUUCACCGAUGUUCGCUCUGGUGGACUUGAGGAGAAAGCGACAAACAGUGUCACUUUACUGAGGAAUUUUGUGAACUGCUUCAUCGAUUUUCCUAAGCCUCUGGUCGCGGUGGUCAAUGGUCCCGCGGUGGGAAUCGCCGUCACCCUCCUGGGGCUGUUUGAUGUUGUGUAUGCCUCGGACAAGGCGACGUUUCACACUCCGUUCAGUCACCUCGGCCUAAUCCCGGAAGGAUGCUCCUCGUACACCUUUCCCAAGAUAAUGGGCACGGCCAAGGCCGCGGAGAUGCUCAUUUUUGGGAAGAAGUUAACAGCAGCAGAGGCCUGUGCUCGUGGGCUGGUCACUGAGGUUUUCCCUGACAGCACUUUCCAGAAGGAAGUUUGGACCAGGCUGAAAACAUACACAAAGCUCCCCAAAAAUACCGUGAGAGUUUCGAAAGAACUCCUCAGAAACUUGGAGAGAGAAAAGCUGCACGCCGUGAAUGAGGAGGAAUGCAGGGUCAUCCGGGGGCGAUGGAUGUCAGACGAGAGCGUGAAUGCCAUCGUGAGCUUCUUGUCCAGGAAAGCGAAGCUCUGAUGGCCGCUGCGCGGGGAGGCUGUGCUGUGACGUCGCACCCUGACACCUCCGCUACCCUGCAUCGCGCCUCUUUUGUUCAGUGCUAGUCUGCCAGUUGUAAUGAUAAUAUUUAAUUAAAGCUUUGAUGGACAAAAUA
This is a messenger RNA of Lepus europaeus (European hare), 1353 nucleotides long. It is a transcript of the gene ECI2, whose product is annotated as enoyl-CoA delta isomerase 2. Gene Ontology annotation, molecular function: fatty-acyl-CoA binding. NCBI's taxonomy places the organism in Eukaryota, Metazoa, Chordata, Mammalia, Lagomorpha, Leporidae. Bases 138 to 1217 code for a protein of 359 amino acids. The record is from RefSeq and is a predicted model, not a curated record. The transcript is spliced from 10 exons.